AUGAACUCUCUGUUCACCUCCUUCCGCCGCAUCCUCCCCUUAAACCCUAACUCUCACCACCACUUCCUCCUUCACAAAUUCUCAUCAUCUCGCCGUUCAUCCCCGCCUAUUCCCAUCCAACGGUUACAACAACCACCCGCCUCACCCGAUUCAACACGUCAUCAGCUCACCGUCCCUGAUUUCUCACAGACCGAUCUCGCCACCAUAUCGAAUCUCCUCGAAAACCAAAACGUAAUCCCCGGUUCGAGCCUCGAGUCAGCUCUAAACGAAACCGGAAUCGAACCGAGUUAUCAGCUGGUUCAGGCUCUGUUCGACCGGUUAAGCUCCUCGCCGAUGCUGCUCCACUCAGUGUUCAAAUGGGCCGAUACGAAACCUACGUUUACACUAUCUCCGUCACUAUUCAAUUCCGUUAUCAACGCCAUGUGCAAAGCACGUGACUUCGAGAGCGCGUGGUCGUUGAUCUUCGAUCGGGUGAGAAGCGAUGGAGGAUCAGAGUUAGUUACAGCAGAUACGUUCACCGUUUUGAUCAGACGGUAUGCUCGUGCUGGAAUGGUGCAGCAAGCUAUAAAGGCUUUUGAAUACGCUACAAGCUAUUAUGAUAUAGAGCUUAAGCUUCUCGAGGUAUUGUUAGAUGCUCUUUGCAAAGAAGGACACGUCACAGAAGCUUCAAUGUACAUGGAGAGGAGACGAAGGAUGGAUUCGAAUUGGAUUCCCUCUGUUCGGAUCUUCAACAUUCUUUUAAACGGAUGGUUCCGUGCGAGAAAGCUAAAGCAAGCGGAGAAUCUAUGGGGAGAGAUGAAGGAGAUGAAUGUGAAGCCGAGCGUUGUCACCUACGGUACCCUCAUAGAAGGGUACUGCAGGAUGCGUCGCGUCGAGGUUGCUAUGGAGGUUCUUGAAGAGAUGAAGAUGGCGGAAAUGGAGAUGAGUUUCAUGGUGUUUAAUCCGAUAAUCAACGGUUUAGGAGAAGCUGGGAGGUUACAAGAAGCUUUAGGGAUGAUGGAGAGGUUCUUUGUUUGCGUAUCGGGUCCUACUAUAGUGACUUAUAACUCGCUGGUGAAGAACUUCUGCAAGGCUGGAGAUUUGUUAGGAGCUAGCAAGAUACUUAAGAUGAUGAUGAACCGAGGGGUUGAUCCUACGCCGACUACUUACAACCAUUUCUUUAAGUAUUUCUCUAAGCAUAACAAGACCGAAGAAGGGAUGAACUUGUACUUCAAGUUGAUUGAAGCUGGACAUAGUCCGGAUCGGUUUACGUACCAUUUGAUCAUGAAAAUGCUCUGUGAGGAUGGGAAGCUGAGCUUGGCGAUGCAGGUGGACAAGGAGAUGAAAAACAGAGGAAUCGAUCCGGAUUUGUUAACGACCACGAUGCUGAUUCAUUUGCUCUGCAGGCUGGACAUGUUCGAAGAAGCGUUCGAGGAGUUUGAGAAGGCGGUGAGAAGAGGGAUUAUUCCGCAGUAUAUUACAUUCAAGAUGAUCGAUAACGGUUUGAGGACGAAAGGGUUGACCGAGAUGGCAAAGAGAUUAGGCGGUGUGAUGUCGUCUCUUCCUCACUCGGAGAAACUACCGAAUGCAUACAGAGAAGUGGUGGAUGCACAACCCCCUGGUAGAGGAGAUAGAAGGAAGUCUAUAUUGCAUAGAGCAGAAGCAAUGUCUGAUGUGUUGAAGGUUUGCAGAAACCCGAGAAAGCUUGUGAAGAUGCGUGGAUCUCCCAGAAUGACUGUUCGUGAAGACGAGAAGUUGGCAGAUGAUGGAGAUGGAGAUGCAGUGAGAGUACCACACGAGUCUUCAAGUCCUUUGUCAUAAACAGAUGUGAGAGUAAUGAGCUUAUAACGGGCUUGAGAUGGGCCAUUUGGACUUUGGGUUCCACUUGCAUUUAGAAUGGAGCUUUAAGCCUACCUUUUCAUGUAUUGUAACCCAAACCACCGAACCAUCUUGAAUUGUAACAUGAGACACAUACUGAGUCGGUAGGGACAUUUUCUCCUAGUACUAGCCCGAGUGAAGUGGAUAGUUUUACUUUUA
Brassica oleracea var. oleracea is the source of this 2016-nucleotide messenger RNA. Its product is annotated as pentatricopeptide repeat-containing protein At5g11310, mitochondrial. The record is from RefSeq and is a predicted model, not a curated record. NCBI's taxonomy places the organism in Eukaryota, Viridiplantae, Streptophyta, Magnoliopsida, Brassicales, Brassicaceae. Gene Ontology annotation, molecular function: protein binding. The transcript is spliced from 2 exons. Bases 1 to 1800 code for a protein of 599 amino acids.